AUGCGAGUGGGAGUGAGCGAAAAAACAGUCAAGGAAAUGUCCGCACAGUUGAGGUCCUUCUGGGAGCUCGAGCACAUUGGUAUCAAAGAAAAUGAACCAGCUCGUCACCAAGACGCAGUCCUACAGCACUACAAAGAAACCGUCAAGUUUGAGCAUGGUCGGUACAAGGUGUCAUUUCCCUGGAGGCCAAUGGUCAAUGAGCUCGACGACAACUACGAGUGCGCCGCGAAGCGUCUUAGAGCCCAAACAACGCACCUUUUGAAAGAAGAUUCCUUGAUCAGGGAAUAUGACGCCUGCAUCCGAGAAUACAUCGAAAAGGGCUACGCAGAGCCAGCCAACGAGCGUUGCAGCACUUCGGAAGGUCCAGUAUAUUAUAUGCCACAUCAAGCAGUUGUUCGUCAAGAAAGCCAGACAACAAAAAUGAGGGUAGUAUUCGAUGCAUCAUCCAGUGCCAAAAAUCGCCUCUCACUGAAUGAUGUUUUGGAAAGUGGUCCGAAGGUCAAUCAAGAGCUGAUCGAUUUGCUGAUCAACUUCCGCACUUACAACAUCGGCCUCAUUGCGGAUAUUGAAAAGGCAUUUCUUCAAAUAUCCUUGUCAGACGACGACCGGAACGCUGUGCGUUUUCUCUGGUAUGCUACUACGCCGAAGAAAGGUGAACUACCAGCGGUGGCGGCCUAUCGAAUGACACGCGUGCCGUUCGGUGUCACAACCAGCCCUUUCCUAUUGGCCGCAACAUUACAACAGCAUCUUGAAGGACUCCCGGAGCAGUAUGCUGAGACGGCGAGCAUCCUACGCAACCAUCUCUAUGUUGACGACCUAGUGACUGGGGUCGACAGCCUUGAACAGGGUGAAGUGUUAUGCCAGGAAUCAAGCGAUAUAUUAUCACAAGCAGGAAUGCGACUCCACAAGUGGAUGUCUAACGACCACGAUUUAGUCAACUUCAUAGAGGAUGGGAAUGUGACAAGGAGUAAUGCGAAUGCUGAACCUCCUGCAGCCACCAAGGUAUUGGGAGUGGCCUGGAAUGCUCAGACGGAUAAUUUUGAGUACAAUAUGACCUCACUUCUUGAUUUCCUCAACACAAGAGCUGACAGCAAGAGAUUCGUACUGCAAGUCUCAGCCAGAAUUUUCGACCCCUUUGGGUUUAUUGCUCCCACAACACUGUACGUAAAGAUAUUGUUCCAAAGGUUGUGGGAGUUGGGUGCUCGUUGGGACGAUCCCUUGCCAGAAGAAAUGCGGGCGGAGUGGGACUGCUGGUGUGAAGAGCUUCAAUGCAUCAAGGGAGUGUCCAUUCCGAGAGUCAUAGCAAGGGAUUUCCGACAUGAAGAGACAGAGAAAGUGCUGCACAUUUUCUGCGAUGCCAGCCCGAAGGCCUACGGUGCUGUCGCAUACGUUGCAUGCAAGUCUCCUCUGGGAAUAAUCACUAUAAGCCUAAUUAUGGCCAAAUCAAGAGUAGCUCCUUUGAAGCGCCUCUCGUUACCCCGACUGGAGCUGAUGGGGGCCCUCAUUGGCGCUCGACUGUGCCGCUACGUUGUCAAGGCCUUGGACCUCCAGAAUGCUGCUACUAUUCUUUGGACUGAUUCCACAGUGGCUAUGCACUGGAUUAAAGGAAACGCUGCCAGAUGGAAGCCCUUCGUGGCAAACCGGGUGUCAGAGAUACAGGCGCUGACUGAUCCUAAAAAUUGGAGACACUGCCCAGGACCAGACAACCCCGCCGAUCUAAUCACUCGCGGUAUCCUCCCGUCGGCCUUGUUGGAGAGCGAGUUGUGGUGGAAAGGACCCCAUUGGCUUCACGGCGAUGAGACGCAUUGGCCAACGACAGGCGAGCCGAGCCCAGGGGUUGCAGAAUGUCACGUAGAAGAGAGAAAAGUGACGGUGAUGCCCAUUGUCUCAUCAUCAUCCGAGGCAGUGCUGAAAGUGGGGGAGUUCAGCUCAUUCAGCAGAGUCGUACGCGUAACUGCGUGGGUCCACCGCUUUGUCAACAAUUGCCGCAACGGGAAAGAAAGAAAAAGUGGCCUACUACGAGCUGAAGAAGUGAUCGAUGCUGAGAGGUACUGGUUGGCUGCAACUCAAGGAGAAGCAUUCAGCGACGACAUUUCCAACCUGAAAGCCCAAAGGCCGCUGCGCAAAGGCUCUCCUGUUUUGCCAUUCAACCCGUACCUUGACAGGGAAGGUCUCAUGCGAGUUGGUGGACGCCUGCAAUUCACUGACAACCACGAAGAGACCAAACAUCCUAUCGUUCUCCCUGGCACUCACCCCUUCACGCUGCUGCUAAUAAAGAAAGAGCACGUGAGAAUGCUGCACUCAGGGGUACGCGACACCCUGGCGCAGUUGCGAGAGUCGUAUUGGAUCAUCCGAGGGCGCCAGGCCGUAAAAAAGGUUAUCAAGCGGUGCCUCAUUUGUCGCAAACAAAGUUGCCCUCCCGCCACGGAACCAGUAGCACCGCUUCCAGCUGACAGAGUGACAAAAGGAAAUCCGUUCGACACCGUUGGCAUCGAUUUCGCAGGAUCUUUGAUUUGUCAACAGUCGCGCGACGUCCGGAAAUGUUACAUCGCAAUUUUCACCUGCGCUGUGACACGUGCCGUGCAUCUUGAGCUCGUCAGCGACAUGUCGACUACAGCCUUUCUCCUGGCAUUCAAGCGCUUCGUGGCUCGCAGGGGAAUCUGCUCGACUAUUUAUUCGGACAACGCGCUAACUUUCAAGAGAGCAGCAAAAGACCUGAAAGCGAUGUUCGCGCUACUAAAAUCACAGGAAAUGCAGUCUUACUUCGCCGGAAACCAAAUCAGGUGGAAGUUUAUUGUUGAAAGGGCAGCUUGGUGGGGCGGAUUCUGGGAGCGGUUGGUGCGAUCGGUGAAGGUAGCGUUGCGCAAGGUGUUAGGUCGGAGCAGUUUAAACUUUGAAGAACUCACAACGGUCUUGUACGAAGUGGAGGCCGUGAUAAACUCACGCCCAUUGACUUUCACCUACGAAGAUGCCCGAGAGCCAGAACCACUGUCGCCGGCGCACUUCCUCGUCGGAAGAAAGCUGACAACCCUUCCUCCACACCACCUGCCAGCCGAAAUUCCGGGCGGUGACGCGCAUCUCUCACGGCGCUGGAAGUACCGGUCAGCCAUGGCUGAAGGAUUUUGGAGACGAUGGCGGAAAGAGUAUUUAUUGGAGCUUAGAUCAGCCCAUUUGUCUCACCCAACGACAUCGAGUGACCUAAAGAUAGGCAAUUCGGUGCUUUUAAAAGAAGACCAUUUGAAACGCCACAUGUGGAAGAUCGCCAGAAUCAAAGAAACGUUCAAGGGCAGAGACGGCAGGGUGCGGGUCUGCCGGCUGGCACUAAGCGAGGGAACGGAGCUGAAACGACCAAUACAACUGCUUUAUCCUCUAGAAGUCGACGAACAAUGA
This is a messenger RNA of Rhipicephalus sanguineus (brown dog tick), 3390 nucleotides long. RefSeq lists its product as uncharacterized. Lineage: Eukaryota; Metazoa; Arthropoda; Arachnida; Ixodida; Ixodidae. The record is from RefSeq and is a predicted model, not a curated record. Bases 1 to 3390 code for a protein of 1129 amino acids. Gene Ontology annotation, biological process: DNA integration. Gene Ontology annotation, molecular function: nucleic acid binding. The transcript has a single exon.